AACCCGGGCCGCCUGGGUGAAAACCAGGAAUCCUAACCGCUAGACCAUAUGGGACUGGCAGCUCGUGACGUCACAACGAGUGACAGUAUUGCAAUGCAUGAAUACGAUGCCAAAUGAAAAAGCGGAACCUUCGUUCCGCCGGACCGAGUUGGGCGCUGCACACAAAAUGGCGGCCGGGAAGCGGCAUGUAAACACGUCCUGACUCGACAUCGAAGAUACGAAGAAGUAGCAGGUCCAGUCUUCCUCGCUAGACUGGUCUCGGCAUGUUCGCUCUCGGGAUGGUGUCUCAUCGGUCCUGGGCGUCUGUGAUGCGGCGCGGCGUCCACAGACUCGCGUCCCUUCACAAGGUCCUGGCGCUUCCAGCCAAGAAAACACAGGCUUUGCUUUAUCCCGUCAGCCACCUGGAGGGCUACCUGGACAGCUCCAUGGACACAUCGGACUUCCGCCUCUUCCAGCCCAGCGUUGAGGACAUCAUGAAGGCGGAGAAGCUCUUCUGCUCCACGCCCACUCACAAGAUCGACUACCACACGUCUGCCGAGAGGAUGGAGCACACGCCCUCGCUGGCGCAGCCCGAGGUCUGUUUCAUCGGCAGAAGCAACGUAGGGAAGUCGUCUCUGAUCAAGGCUCUGUUCUCCCUGUCUCCAGAGGUGGAGGUCCGCGUCUCCAAAACCCCGGGUCACACCAGGAAGAUGAACUUCUUCAGGGUGGGAAAGUCCUUCUCUGUGGUGGACAUGCCGGGCUACGGACACAGAGCACCCGCAGACUUCGUGGACAUGGUGGAGCCCUAUCUGCGCUGCAGGAAGAGCCUGGUGAGGACCUUCAUGCUGGUGGACGGGAGCCUGGACUUUCAGAAGAACGACCUGAUUGCGCUGGAGAUGUGUGAGGAGAUGAGACGGCCGUACGUGAUCGUGCUGACCAAGAUCGACAAGUGUGGCGGGCGAGGGAAGCUGCUGAGGAACCUCAUGAGCCUGCAGGACCUGAUCAAGACGCAGACCAGAUGCUGCUUCCCGCAAGCCUUCCUGGCCAGCUCCCUCAACUACUCCGGGAUCCACCUGCUGCGGUGUUUCAUCGCUCACGUGACCGGAAGCAUCAACCUGAGGGACACCUCUCCCAGCUGACGGAGAGCCGGACCUUCUCCAGGUGCUCCUCCGUCAGCAGUCGGGUCAGAAGGUC
Synchiropus splendidus (mandarinfish) is the source of this 1173-nucleotide messenger RNA. RefSeq names its product GTP-binding protein 8-like. Lineage: Eukaryota; Metazoa; Chordata; Actinopteri; Syngnathiformes; Callionymidae. Bases 264 to 1118 code for a protein of 284 amino acids. The record is from RefSeq and is a predicted model, not a curated record. Gene Ontology annotation, cellular component: mitochondrion. The transcript has 9 exons. Gene Ontology annotation, molecular function: GTP binding.